AUGGGGAGUGAAAGCCUGGAAAACAUUCUGUUGCUGAAAAAUUUUACGAUCGAGGAAAUUAGCACUGCAGUUGCGGCAUGGGAUUCUGGAAUGAAACUUGUUAUUUCCUCGCAAAAUGAAACUUUAGAAAAUCCUACUUGGACUUUCUUUAAUGCUGCUGUAUUUUCUUUCGACAUUACAAGCAAAAUAGGUUAUGGGAAUGUAGUUCCUGCAACGCUUAUCGGCCAAAUCAUUUGCGUCAUCUAUGCAUUUUUGGGCAUUCCAAUCAGCAUUCUCUUCUGUGAGGCACUCGGAGAUAGCUUCACCAAUGCUUACGUGAAAACUAUAUGGUUAGUUCCAACAGAUGAAACAGGUCUUGCAGGAAGAGCUUUGGCUGGAUCAGCAUUCUUUGCAUUGUGGACUGUUGUCUUAAUUGUUCUACCGUCAAUAGUCUUUAUGUUUACAGAAGAAUGGAGUUUUUUGGAUGGAAUUUACUACACUGUUGUUACAGUAACUACUGUUGGAAUUGGAGAUUACAUUGCAGGUUUGUUGGUCAAAUUCAUUUGA
This is a messenger RNA of Parasteatoda tepidariorum (common house spider), 546 nucleotides long. RefSeq names its product potassium channel subfamily K member 16. Lineage: Eukaryota; Metazoa; Arthropoda; Arachnida; Araneae; Theridiidae. The record is from RefSeq and is a predicted model, not a curated record. Gene Ontology annotation, molecular function: potassium ion leak channel activity; outward rectifier potassium channel activity. Gene Ontology annotation, biological process: stabilization of membrane potential; potassium ion transmembrane transport. Gene Ontology annotation, cellular component: plasma membrane.